This is a messenger RNA of Labeo rohita (rohu), 9727 nucleotides long. It is a transcript of the gene rp1l1a, whose product is annotated as rp1 like 1a. Gene Ontology annotation, biological process: intracellular signal transduction; photoreceptor cell development; retina development in camera-type eye. Gene Ontology annotation, cellular component: axoneme. NCBI's taxonomy places the organism in Eukaryota, Metazoa, Chordata, Actinopteri, Cypriniformes, Cyprinidae. The record is from RefSeq and is a predicted model, not a curated record.
CUCGUGAACUUGCAUCCCUGUUGCAGUCGUGUGUUUGGAUGCUACCUGGAACAUUCAUCUCUAUAGUCAGAUUUUAUUUUUUUAGUUUUCACAUUGUACAGUUUUUAUUUUUAGCUUCAAAUAUGAUCAUGUAUUCUGUGAAUAUUGAAUUGACGAGGGGGAGAGAUGCACAGGACGACCCAAGGCUCCUUCGACGCCAAUACCCGUUUUCAGAAUGAACCUCAUCAGUUUCCUCAUCCUCCAGCGUCGUCCUUUGGCUUCAGCGUGACUGCAGCCAGCCCAGCCAAGAGAAUCACCUUCUACAAGAGUGGCGACGCUCAGUUCAAAGGCGUCAAGAUGGCCAUCCAUAAACGGAGCUUCAGAUGCUUUGAUGCCUUGUUGGAUGACCUUUCCCAAAAGGUUCCUCUCCCUUUUGGCGUGCGCACCAUCACGACCCCCAGAGGGACCCACAGCAUUAAACAUUUAGAGCAGUUAGAGGACGGAGGCUGUUACCUCUGUUCUGACAGACGCUAUGUUAGGCCAAUCAACAUGGAGGCUGCAGGGAAGAGGCCGGCGGUGUGGCACCACCACAGCCAACCGCAUAACCCUCGCCGCAAGCCCUCCCGACCCGAGAGCCCCCCCUCUGGACAUCAGCACCACCAUCGGCAUCCCAAAAGGAUUGUUCUGGUAAAAAACAACGACCCGACUGUUAGGCGAUCCAUUAUUCUGAGCAGACGGACCGCUCGGAGUCUUCGUGUCUUCAUGGACGAGAUUUCAGAACUCAUGCAGUGUCAUGUCAAGAAACUCUACACUCUGGAGGGACGUAAGAUUGACAAUAUUCAGAGUCUGAUGCAGUGUCCUAGUGUGCUGGUCUGUGUAGGUCGAGAGCCUUUCAGGCCGCUGCUCAUGGAAAGCUUGAAGAAGCUCUCAGAUGAAAAGCUUCCAGGAAUGGGCACAAGGUCUCACUCAAGUAUCUGCAGUGAAGGCCAUGAAAGCAAAAAGAAUGUUAACUUUGGCCUGGAGACAAAGAAAAGCAUUAUCCAUCCACGAUCAGACUCCAGUAAUAGAUCUACAAGAUUCUCUCUUUCUUCAGAAAAGUCCUAUCAGAAUGGAUUAUGCAUGACCCCAGGACAGUCCGGUUGCGUUAGCAACUGUCCUUACGUUAAAGAAGUCGUAGUGAACGAUGACAUUGAGAAGAGAGUACUUGUUAACAAAGACGGCAGCCUUUCUGUGGAGAUGAAGGUUCGCUUUCGGCUCUGCAACGAUGAGACUCUUCAGUGGUCCACUGAGAUCAAAAAGUCAUCUGUGAAAGUCAACGACUCUGGCUCUGUAAAAGAUGCCGAUUAUCUUCAAGCUAAAGCUGAGUAUUCAGACCCAGACUCCAUAUCUCCAUCUGAGACUGAAGAAGCCUUUGCAACAAAGCUGCAUCAGAAGCAUAUCGAGGAAACGGUUUGCCAGAACUGUUGCAACCACUGCCAAGAGUAUGACAUCUGGAAAAACCCCUUGCAUAAAGACUCCGGGAGUUGUAAAUCACCUAGUUCCAGUGCAUCGUCUCACAAAGUUGUACGCAAAAAGACAUCUGUGGAUAGUACGCGCACAAUUUCUCGUUCCAGCGGCGAGUACACUGAGCAUGUGGUGGAAAAGGCCUCCUGUUUUCAGCAGACUGUUGAGGAAGGAGACACUAGAGUAGAAUACUGUGCAAUAAGUCAUUGCUGCAAUCGAAGUGAAGUAUCAUCUGCUGGACUCACGUCAAAAAGCAAGAGAUCUUGUGAGGACGUCUGUGAGAGAACUAAUUGCUCUCAUAUAGAACCUGAAAUCUCUUCUAUGCCACAUUGUGAGUUCAUUAAGGUCACGGAAGAGCGUCCGGUUUCUGCAGUCAGCAACUCAUCCAAAGUGCUUGAGUCUUUAAAGGAAGAUCAGGAUGAUGAAUAUGACGACCUGCCACCAAGCAUCUCAAGAGCAUCACACUGGUCUCAAAGUGACCAUCUAGAGAGUGAUGAUCAACCUAAAUGUGUUCAUUGUUGUGGCUACCAGUCUUCAUCAAGAUCUUAUUUGUCCCCUAGACCACCAAGUAAAGAAUCAAACGGUGCUGUUCACUCACUUAAGCUCAAAAAGUAUAAAACCACUUUUGCAGCACCACCAGAGCCAGAUGGGAUGAGUACAGCAACUCCAAUAUCAAAAGUGUCCUCCAGAUCCCAUCCGUGUCAUUGCGGAGCCAUAACCCCAAGUUCAGUUAUGUCUGAUAGGCAGCACAGGCCUGAGGACAGGGCUUGUAGUACAAAUUCCAGACAUAGCCAAGCAUCCUGUAAAUCUAGAGGUCAAGGAAACACCCCUGGAUGCAAUGCAUCAGAUGCUUUGGAGAUACAUGACAACGAUGCUGCAAACAGAUCUUUAAGUGCAACAUCAGGUGUGUCGAAACGAUCUGGAGAGUCUGGUGUUUGCUCAUGCUGUGGUGAGCAUAAAAGAUUGAAUGGGAAUGCAGACAGGAGCGAAUCAGAGAAAGCUGAUUCUGUAGUGUCGAAGUCAAACAAAUCUGCUGCAUCCACUUCAGUUGUUCACGAAAACUGUGAACCAGUUAAUAAUAUGUCUGAAGGGGAACUCAAAGGGGUACGCUCUGGGUCUGCACUGUCUAAAAAUUCGAAUGCCUCUUCUGCUUCCAAAAUCUCAAAAAAAUCUAACUGCUCUGCACAUACUAUGUGUUCUGUUGGGAAAUCCUCUAAAUGUGAACAUAAUGAAGCAGAAAGUGUUGUAGAAAGAACCAAAAGUGCCACACCAGUCGGGUCAGACUGCAUUGUUUCAGAGCGAGAGCCCACACCAGCCUUGGUCUUGACAGAAAUGGAUAAAGCUGAAGAAAAAAGCCAAGAAAGAGCUGUCAGCCCAUUGUCAGCCUGUUCAAAUUUAUCAGCUGCAUCGAGGACAUCCCACAAAUCAAAGUCUGAACAUUCAGAGAAUGCUAAAAUGCCUAGAUCUCAUAGUCCAAAUGAUUUAGAGGAAGUGCCAUCAAACUUAUUUAAUUCUCAGGGUGAUAUAUCAGAAAUUGCUGCUACUCAGAGUCAUGCUGCGACAGAUAAUCAUUGUGGACAAGACACAGAGUUUCCUCAAGACGUUAGAUCAGCUAGUGCCAUGUCUAAUAAAUCAAACCGAUCUUCUGAACAUCCGUCGCAUACAUCGGAGCGAACAACUAAGUCUGUCAAAUCUUGUUGUGACUUACUAGACAAAGUUCAGUGUGAGCCAGAAACUGAGGUAACCACUGAAGAAAGAUUAUGCAGUCCACUGUCCCACUGCUCCAAAAUAUCUGUAAAGUCACAUGCAUCCUCAAAGAAUUCACAUGCAAAGUCAAAAUCUAAGGAUAGAGUUCCCAGUGCAAUGUCUGUCAAAACAAACACGUCUAAGGGAUCUUGUAGGUCUUGCAAAUCAAACCACGGUGUUCCAGAAACCACAGUUACCUCAGAACCAAAUGAUACAGCACCUAAUGAAUGCGCAAGUCCAAAAAGUGAGUCAAAUAGAGCUACCAGCGCAAUGUCUCAGACCUCAGAAAAGUCUAAUGCCUGCUCUGACAGAUCUGGUGCAAAGAGCCUGGCAUCUCAGGAAGUGAAGAAUGGCAAAGACAUGACACAGAAUGCCUUAACUGUGACCUCUCCAUCGCCUAGGUCAAAGAGGUCCCCAUCUCCUAGGUCAAAAAGGUCACCAUCUCCUAAAUCGAAGAGGUCCCCAUCUCCAAGGUCAAAGAGGUCUCCAUCACCUAGAUCAACCCACAGCACUGAAAUUAAGAAAACUGAGAGCAGAGCACCAAGUGGGAUGUCAGUAAGCUCUAAUGUAUCCUCACAAUCCAAAAGAUCCAGUAAAUGUCAUUGUCCCAGUGGUAAUUUGAGAGAGACAAAGACUGAGAUGCUGAAAGUGUAUGCCAAAGAUGAAUCUGAGAGCUUGUCAGGAAAAUCAAAACUGUCAGUUAAAUCUCUUAUAAAUAACAUUAAGUCUUCAAGCAACCAGUUUGAUGAACCUCUAAGCCCUACAUCAACAGCAUCCGUUUCUCUUGGACUUGUAGAAGAGCUCAAGGGUGAUGACUUUGAUGAACGACCAACCAGUGGCAUGUCAGCCACCGCAGAGGAAGCUGGACAUACGUUAGAUAUUGUAAAUGGAGUAAAUGCAGAGGAAAGGCCAAAGACAGAAAUGUCUAUGAACUCUGCAAUUUCAGACAAAUCCAAAAAGUCCCAUCACAAGAACUGUAAGACUCCUGAUCGAGCCCUUUCGCCUGUCUCAGCUGAAAGCGUCAUGUCAGCAGAAGUCAAGAAAAGCAAGUCGGGAAGCCAGUUAAAUGAAAACAAUAUCAGAGUGCCCUCCACUUUGUCACUGUCAUCUUCACGAAGUAAGUCACCCUCGGGAGUUUCACAGGAAAGCGCUAAAAAUAAAGCUAUGAAAGAAAGACAUUGUGAAAGUGUCAACAACACCAGCCAGGCAGAAAUGAAUGAGAUGUCUUCAAAUCAUGACCAAAGUGAAAGAGCCUCUGGAAAAGCUACUCCAGAAAGUACAUCUCAACAUUCAGUGAAAUCCAAAAGUGGGGAAAGUACUAAAGUGAGUGAUACAUCUAAAUGUAAAAGAUCUAAAUGUUCUUCCCAGUGUUUGGAAAUAAAUAAACUGAAUAUAAAAUAUAAUGGAGACAUAGAUGGUGGCACAGUUAAGUCAUCCACAUCAGACAGAAGAUCUGUAAAAAAUAAUGCAUCCCGACCAAAUUCAGCAGGGAUGUCUGAAAGUUCCCAAAAUUGUAUAAGUCUACCACAAGAGAUGCCCAACAAGAGUAAAGCGUCAUUCAAGCAUCAUGGUUCCUCAAGCAACAGUGUUUUAUCUCGGGCACUUUCAGCGGCUGAUCUGUUGAAAGAGAUUAUCGGCAAUGCGAGACCAGUCAGCAGAGGAUCAAAGUCAGUUGCCUCCGGCAAAGAUGUCGACAAGGUAGAUAAUAAAAGCCAAAAAAGCAGCAGGAGCAAAGUCAGCAUCUCAUUAGAGUGCAACAACAAGGAGCUGAUGCCGUCAUGCUUACCGAACGCUUCCCCUACAGAAGUUGUGAACGACUGGCUCAGGAACAUUCCCAUAGAUACCCAUGUUUAUGAAAUGGAUGCUGAACUCAUUGAAGAAGUGACCCUGACUCAAGGUGGUGAGGACACGUCUCAAAGAGACAAAGUUGAUGCACCAGAAAGCAGAAUAGAGAUUGAGAAACCUCAUGAUGAUCAAGCAGGUGAGAAUCCCAUCCAAGACAUUUGUGUUGAGACAGAGUUGUGCAACGAACUAGAAGUAAGCACAAUGGAUCCAGACCGCGAAGCAUUAACCAAACAAGACAGUUUGCAAAAGCAGCGUCAUUCUUCGGUUCAGGUCAUGAAGGUUUUACUGGGUCCAAAGCUAGACAGAUCCAGCAGCUUACCUGAGGUCUCCCCUGUAUAUGGUAGAAAAUUAAGCCAGUCUGCUCAAGGGCUGUUGGACUGCCUUGCGAACUUACGAUUGAUUGACUCCGACUCUAAAAAUGAAAAGCAACAUAAAUAUAAUGAAAUCAUGAUGAUCCUACAGUCGCUCUGGCUCCAAAAGCCCUCUGAGGAUGAGCAGAAAAUAAAUCCCUCAGCUGAAGAAGAAUUUAACCCACGGUCUUCAUCUGGGGUUGAUGUAAGCAGCGUUUCCACCAGCUCUGUUAAUGGCAUAGUAGAAAAAACAGAGACCGUACAAGGCACAAUACCACCGAUUGCUGAACGAGAGGGAUCACUGCAAGACAAAGAUGAAGAAGAUGAGGUAAAGUCUACAGCUCAAGCAUGUGAAUCUUUAGAUCCGUCCAAAGUCCCAUCAGAUCUAGUAAGUCCAGACAUUGCGGAGCAAGUCCAGGGAAGUCCAGAAAAUCCACAACUGGAUAAUGACCAAGAAAAUGGUGUAUUGCAAGAAGAUGUUGAAAGCAGUGAGAAUAAGAAUGAAUCAGGUCAGACACCACAAACAACCUCUUACAAGAGCUCUGGGAAUGAGAGUUACGCUAUGAAAUCUCAAGAAAAUACCACCAGCUCGGGAACUCCACCGUCUGUUCAGAGAGCUCCGCUUAAGAAAAGAGUUUCGCAAGACCCAGAUCCCGUUUGGGUGCUGAGCUUAUUAAAAAAGCUAGAAAAGCAGUUCAUGUUGCAUUACGCGGAUGCCAUGGCGGAGUUCAAAGUGAGGUGGGAUUUGGAUGACAAUGAGUUGCUUGAUAAGAUGAUAAGUGAGCUGAAAGAGGAAGUACAAAAACGGAUUCAGUCGAGCAUUAACCGAGAACUACUUAAAAUCCAAAGUAGGGCCGGCAGGGGUCCGAGACCUCCAGGAAAUACUCUAUCUAGAGAGUCUACAGUGCAGACUGAGCAGCGACGCAAGCGUCUUCGGGUCAUGCGUAAUAAGUCCAUCUUGUCUAGAAGUGAUGAAAAUUAUACUGCGUCUGGUACGGAAUACAGCGAUCAACGCAGUGACGAUGAAUACUGCCCGUGUGACGCAUGCAUGAAAAAGAAACUCGUGUCUAGAGCGGUCCAGAGAGCUCAGGCUUUGAGUUUGGCUCCAGUUAUGAUGGAAUUUGAUCUGCGGAAAAUUUUGCAGAUGAAAAAGGAUCCAGCCCAACCUACAGAACCAAAGACGGAAGACCAACACCCAACCAACGUGACUUGUGCAGUUGAGAAAGAAGAGAACAACUUGGAAGUGGUUAAUGAAGAGGUAGAGGAAGCGAAUGACAAUACUAUAGAGAUGGCAGAUCAAGAGCCAGACGCUGAUGUCAAUAUAACUGAUCAAGACAAAAACGCAGAAAGCAUUAAAGAUGUGUCUCUAGACUCUGAGACAAGAGAUCCAAAUGAAGAGGAAGCAAAUGACAAAAGAGAUUCUGGUGGUGAAGAUGAUGUGGAGAACAAAGAAGGUGAGGAUGCAAAAGAAGAAGUGGUGGUAAAUGGUAUGAAAGAUGCUGAGGAGGAAGAGGAAGUAGAGAUUGAGGAAGAGGACUGUGAGAAUAAAGACAGUCCUGAGGGAGAUGCAGCAAAUGCAGAAAACAGCGAUACACCUGUGGAGGUGGAAAAAGAGGAUGAGAUGACAGAAAUUGGUGAGGAAGCCGAAUUGGAUGACAAGGUGGCAGCGACUCGAGGAGAAAGUACAGAAGACGAGUCUGCAGAAGAUGGAGGUGAAUCUAAAGACGAUGCACCUGAAACUACUGAAGAUGAAACUCCAAAUGAGGAGUCCACCAAUGAGGAGAAUCCUGAUGGGAAUCAGGAUGGAUCUGUAGAGGAUAAUGCCAAUGAAGAUGGGACAUCAAACACAGGACAGGAUGAGGAGCAACCUGAAGAAACCUCCAAGGCAAAUAUCGAGGCAGAGGUCAAUGGAGAUGCAGAAAAUGAAAUGGACAAAUGUAGCUCUGUUGAGGAAGAUUUUGAGAACGAUAAAUCUGAUGAAACUGUUAUUGAUAAUGCUGAGAGCGCACUAGUGAAACAGGUAACAAAAACGUCAGUGGAGUCUCAACCAGGAUCUGAGGAGAAUCAGACAGCUAAACUCAAAGAUCUUCAGAGUUUCAUGGAGAGCGUUGAAAGUCAAGCAGACAGCAUGGUUGUGAUUACAAAACAAGCGCCAUACAAAGAGCCACAUGGACCAGGAAACCAAAAGGACAUGUGCAAUGGCUUGACCGAAUGGCAGGUGUCUCCUAAAAUAAGCAACAGGGCCAAUAAACAAAAGAAAGGACAGUGAUGUUAUGGUGAACAAUGAAGGAUUGUAAUCGUUUGAUAUUUCCUCAUAUAAAGCACUUUAUUACUAAUGUUACUUUAGAUGGGACUUCAAAGACAUCUAAAGAGCUAAAUAGAUAUGUAAGAGAUUUCAAAACUGUAUAUUGUACAAUUCUGUAUAUUUCCAUGUAGUCAAGGUAAUAUUGUUUUAAUGAGUCUGUUAAAAAGCAUCAAACUUUCAUUUAUAAACAUUUUACUCAUGGAUUCAUAUACACAGUCAAAUAAUGUAUAUAACUCAGUCAUUUCACAUUUUACAGAUAAAUACUGAAUUCUCAGGGUUCUAAAUGUUACAAGUAUUAUAAUUCACAGAUAUUGUUUACCCAAACCUCAACCAAGUUUAGCAUUACAUUACUUAUAGUUUAUAUGCUAAAUGGGACAAUUAUAUUUCAAAAAGUUCCAUACAUCUUGGAAUCUGCAAAAUGUUAAUUAUUUUACCAAAAUAUGAGGGGAUCAUACAAAAUGCAUGUUAUUUUUAAUUUAGUACUGACCUGAAUAAGAUAUUUCUUAUGAAAUAUGUUCACAUAUAGUCCACAAGAAAAAACAAUAGGCAAAUUUAUAAAAAUGACCCCGUUCAAAAGUUUACAUAUACUUGAUUCAUAAGUUGUUAUCUGAAUGAUCCACAGCUGUGUUUUUUUGUUUAGUGAUAGCUGUUAAUGAGUCCCUUGUUUGUCCUAAACAGUUAAAAUGCCUGUUGUUCUUUGGUUUUUGAGCAUUUUUGUGUAUUUUAACCCUUUUCAACAAUGACUGUAUGAUUUUGACUCAUAUACAACUAUUACAGAAGGUUCAAAUACUCACUGAUGCUCCAGAAGGAAACACAAUGCAUUAAGAGCCGGGGGGUGAAAACUUUUUGAAUUUGAAGAUCAGGGUAAAUGUAACUUAUUUUGUCUUCUAGGAAACAUGUAAGCAUCUUCUGUAGCUUCUAAAGGGCAGAACCAAAUGGAAAAAAAAAUACGACAUUUAGGCAAAAUAAGACAAAUUUAUACAUAUUCAUUUUGUUCAAAAGUUUUACCCCCUGGCUCUUAAUUACGGUGGCCGAGAGAGCUCAACGCGCUGCAACUUAAGAAAACACAUGCAAACAGAAAAAAGCGACAACAAAUUAAGAAAACAUCUUCAUCAGUUUGACAACACAGACGCUGCAAAUCCUCGCAACGCAAACACAAAUACGGAAACACGCUGCAAAUUACUUAAUGCAAAUUACCGUACUUAAUGCAUUGUGUCUCCUUCUGAAGCAUCAGUGAGCAUUUCAAUCUUCUGUAAUAGUAGCAUAUGAGUCCCUCAGUUAUCCUUAGUGUCAAAAGAUGGAUCUAAAAAUUAUACAGUCAUUGUUUGAAAGGGUUCAAAUACACAAAAAUGCUGAAAAACCAAAGAAUGUGUGGGACCUGAAGGAGUUUUCUGAAGAACAGCGGGCAGUUUAACUGUUCCGGAAAAACAAGGGACUCAUGAACAACACAAAACAAAAAUCACUGAAAAAAAAAAAAAAAAACACAUCUGUGGAUCAUUCAGGUAACAACACAGUACUAAAAAUCAAGUGUAUGUAAACUUUUGAACGUCAUCAUUUUUAUAAAUUCAGCUAUUAUUUUCUUUUGUGGGCUAUAUGUAAACAUCUUUAAUGUAAAAUAUCUUAUUCAGGUCAUAACUAAAUAAAAAAUAACACAAAUUUUGUAUGAUCCCUCUUAUUUUGGUUAACAUUUUGCAGAUUCUGCAAGGUCUGUGUAAACGUUUAACCUCACCUGUAUAAUUGCAUAUAUAAUGCUUUUAAGAUGUGUUCAGUUUAGCAGCGACUUUUUGCCAUGCCAUGUAUAUUUUAAAAUGACUUAACCAUGUAUUAUUUAAUUCUGAAGUUGCAAAAUGUUCUGAUGCUGCUAAGUGGUGCUUGAUGCUACAUUUUAUGUCAUGAAAGAUCUCACCAUGUGUGGUAUUUAAAGCAUCCUUGAUCAGGGUUUGUUGUAUGUUGCUAUUGUACUGUAACAUUUACAGUAAUAAAUGCUCAACUUUGAGAA